AUGCCUAGUCUAGUGGUAUCUGGAAUAAUGGAAAGAAAUGGGGGCUUUGGAGAACUAGGAUGUUUCGGGGGAAGCGCUAAGGACCGAGGGCUGCUGGAAGACGAGCGCGCCCUUCAGCUGGCUCUCGAUCAACUCUGCCUCCUGGGUUUGGGGGAGCCCCCCGCCCCCACGGCAGGCGAGGACGGGGGAGGUGGGGGGGGCGGCGCCCCUGCGCAGCCGGCUGCUCCCCCGCAGCCGGCCCCACCGCCGCCGCCCGCGGCGCCCCCGGCCGCCCCGACGGCGGCCCCCGCGGCGCAGACGCCUCAGCCCCCCACCGCCCCCAAAGGGGCCAGCGACGCCAAGCUCUGCGCCCUCUACAAAGAGGCCGAGCUGCGGCUGAAGGGCAGCAGCAACACCACCGAGUGUGUACCCGUGCCCACCUCCGAGCACGUGGCCGAGAUCGUGGGCAGGCAAGGUUGCAAGAUUAAGGCUCUGAGGGCCAAGACCAACACCUACAUCAAGACUCCAGUGCGGGGCGAGGAGCCAGUGUUCAUGGUGACUGGGCGGCGGGAGGACGUGGCCACAGCCAGAAGGGAAAUCAUCUCAGCGGCGGAGCACUUCUCCAUGAUCCGAGCGUCACGCAACAAGUCCGGUGCUGCGUUUGGUGUGGCUCCUGCCCUGCCUGGCCAGGUGACCAUUCGCGUGCGAGUGCCCUACCGCGUGGUGGGGCUGGUGGUGGGCCCCAAGGGGGCCACCAUCAAGCGCAUCCAGCAGCAGACCAACACUUACAUUAUCACGCCGAGCCGUGACCGCGACCCAGUGUUCGAGAUCACGGGUGCCCCAGGCAACGUGGAGCGUGCACGCGAGGAGAUUGAGACACACAUCGCAGUGCGCACUGGCAAGAUCCUCGAGUACAACAAUGAAAAUGAUUUCCUGGCAGGGAGCCCCGACACUGCCCUGGACAGCCGCUAUUCUGAGGCUUGGCGGGUGCACCCGCCUGCCUGCAAGCCUCUCUCCACCUUCCGGCAGAACAGCUUGGGCUGCAUUGGAGAGUGCACCGCGGACUCUGGCUUUGAGACCCCACGCUUGGGUGAGCAGGGCGGGGACUUUGGCUACAGCGGGUACUUGUUUCCUGGCUACAGUGUGGGCAAGCAGGAUGUGUACUACGGGGUAGCAGAGACCAGCCCCCCGCUAUGGGCGGGCCAGGAGAAUGCCACGCCCACCUCAGUGCUCUUCUCCUCUGCCUCCUCCUCCUCCUCUUCUUCUGCCAAGACGCGUGCUGGUCCCCCAGGAGUGAACCGCUCUCCUGCCACCUCCUCCUCAGAGCUGGCAGGACUCCCAAGACGCCCACCUGGAGAACCACUUCAGGGCUUCUCCAAACUUGGGGGUGGAGGCCUGCGGAGCCCUGGUGGCGGAAGGGAUUGCAUGGUGUGCUUCGAGAGUGAGGUGACUGCGGCCCUUGUGCCCUGUGGACACAACCUGUUUUGCAUGGAGUGUGCCGUACGCAUCUGCGAGAGGACGGACCCUGAGUGCCCUGUCUGCCACAUCACAGCCACGCAAGCCAUCAGAAUAUUCUCCUAAGCCUCCUGCCCCGUGCCCACUGGGGCCACUCCCCGCGGGCCUGCCCCCGGGGCUGUUUUCCACCAGAGCCUUUUGGAAAUCAGUAAUUUGAGGGGCAAGGUGCUUAGAGAUACUUGCUGGGAGAGGGGAGGGAAGGCUAUGGUGGCUGGAGG
Artibeus jamaicensis (Jamaican fruit-eating bat) is the source of this 1712-nucleotide messenger RNA. RefSeq names its product mex-3 RNA binding family member A (gene MEX3A). Lineage: Eukaryota; Metazoa; Chordata; Mammalia; Chiroptera; Phyllostomidae. Gene Ontology annotation, molecular function: RNA binding. The coding region runs from base 1 to 1560 and encodes 519 amino acids. The record is from RefSeq and is a predicted model, not a curated record. The transcript is spliced from 2 exons.